CAAAAGCGCGUUGGCCUUGAAAAGCGAUAAUUUUGGAGCUGUAGAGAAAAUGUCCAGCAUUAUAAUGGAGGCAAAAACUCUCAAAUUUCAGUUGUUUUUAUCUGCUAUUCUCUUGAAUACGAUAUUUCUUUGUACUGCGCCCACACAAGGAACAAGUUGUGAGGAUACAUCUAUUGGUAUUGAGGCCAGAGGUAUCAUUCCAGAUAGUAGCUUCACUGCAUCGUCCACAUAUGAUUACAGAUACAAGCCAUAUUUUGCGAGAAUCGGUGACACCCGUGGACAUGGGUGGGAUCAAGGUGACCCACAGAAUGACAACUACCAAUAUCUACAAAUUGAUCUUGGAUUUGAUUACUUUGUGUGCGCCAUUGCUACAAAGGCAGGCAGGAUCGGAGGAUGGGGAGAAUAUGUUAAAACUUACAAGAUAACCAUGUCAAAUGACAAACAAAAGUGGACACCUUACAAAGAGGAUGGUAGAGAUAAGGUAAGCUAUCAGAAGUUCAUAAUGGGAUUAAAACCUGUAACCACUCAGGCCCGUAGGCUUAGGGGGUUCGGGGGGUUCGCAUGAUCCCCCCACAAA
Messenger RNA from Exaiptasia diaphana, 577 nucleotides. Its product is annotated as lactadherin-like. NCBI's taxonomy places the organism in Eukaryota, Metazoa, Cnidaria, Anthozoa, Actiniaria, Aiptasiidae. The record is from RefSeq and is a predicted model, not a curated record. The transcript is spliced from 2 exons. The coding region runs from base 50 to 565 and encodes 171 amino acids.